Cyprinodon variegatus (sheepshead minnow) is the source of this 1669-nucleotide messenger RNA. Its product is annotated as GTPase IMAP family member 7-like. Bases 1 to 1278 code for a protein of 425 amino acids. The record is from RefSeq and is a predicted model, not a curated record. Gene Ontology annotation, molecular function: GTP binding. The transcript has 3 exons. Lineage: Eukaryota; Metazoa; Chordata; Actinopteri; Cyprinodontiformes; Cyprinodontidae.
AUGGAUUAUAUCUUGACACAGAGCCCGCUGUUUGAUUCCACCACAACUGCUUGGUCACCUGGAGAACAUCAACUAGACCCUGAGAACAAUCUGUAUUCAGAGCUUGAAGAACAUGCAGAUGGAGGAGAACAUAAGCAAGAUCUCAGUUCUGAUAAUUUUGUCGCAGAGGAAGGGGAUGCUGGAGUCACUUCUACUGACCAUACAGAAUCUGUCGAUGAGGCUCCCAGUUUGAGAAGAAUUGUGAUCCUUGGAAAAACUGGAGCUGGAAAAAGCAGUGUUGCAAACACUAUAUUUGGGGAAAAAGAUUUCAAAGUCUAUUCUAGUUUCAGAUCAGGAACACGUCAAUGUCAAGCAGAAACUAACCACAUAAGUGGAAGAGAUAUAAGCCUGAUUGAUACACCUGGCUUCUUUGAUACAAACACACGUAAAGAAGAGCUAAUGCCUGAAAUAUUGAAGUGCAUCACAAUGUGUUUACCUGGACCACAUGCUUUCCUCAUUGUGCUUAAAUAUGAAAGAUUUUCAGAGCUGGAGAAUGAGAUCUUAAACCAAAUAACCAAACACUUCUCUGAAGAAGUGUUCAAAUAUGCCACAAUUGUCUUUACUCAUGGUGAAGAUCUCCCUGAAGGGCAGACAAUCAAAGAUCAUUUGAGUCACAGUGAUUGUUUAAGUGAGGUUGUGAGAAAAUGUGGUGGUCGGUGCUAUGUCAUAGACAGCAAAUAUUGGAACGAUUCAGAUGACCCAUACAGGAACAACAGCUACCAGGUUAAUAAGAUACUUGAAUCGGUAGAAGAGAUAGUGAAGGAAAAUAAUGGAAACUGUUACACCAAUGAGUUUUUACAAAGAGUAGAAAAACUAACAAAACAGGCAGAGCAACAUAAGAUACCUGAAUCGAUAGUGAAGGAAAACAAUGGAAACUGCCACAGCAAUGAGAUGCUACAGACAGGGGAGAAAAUAACACAACAGGAAGAUCCAUGUCAUGUAAAACAUACUGAAAAAAUAUCCAAAAGAGAAAUCAGGGAGAGAACCGAAGGCAAAGUCUGGACAGUUUUUAAAACACUAGGUAUUUCAGAAGAUAGUCUGUUGAAAGCCUUUUUUGGUGUAAAAGCUGCUGUAGCAGUGGCUGUUGCUUGUUUAGUAGUGGCAGCAGGUGGAAAACUGGCUGCAUCAGCAGGAGUAAUAGAAUCCAUUAUGCAUUUAACAGGAGAAGAGACAAUCGUUGGAGCUGCUGGAGCAGCAGUAAUGUUUGCAAUGAAAACAAGCUGUUCUAUUAAUAAAUAACUUGGCCUUUUUAAUGAGAAUUUCAUGUAAUGUAAUUCUUACAUUACCUUCUUAAUUUCCGGAGGGAGUCUUCCCAAGGGAUCAAUAAAGUUCUGUCUAAGUCUAAGUCUUAGAUAUUUAUUAUCAUUUAUAAGUUCAUUCUCAGACACCUUCAUUAAAGAUCUAGUAAAAAACUUUAGUCAGAGUAUUGUAAAAAUAGUUGGCCCAGUAAAAAAUUAUUUUCAUGUAGUUGGUAUUGGUUUUGUUGACCCAUCAAAAAGCUGUUGGAAUGUAUUUGAAAACUGUUGCUUUGUAAUCGGGAGAUGUUUUCUUAGCUCCCGGUGUUCUUUCAUUUUUAUUUUUUGCUAUUUAUUUAGAAAACAAACACCAAAAUCAAAAAUCUCCAGCUGUU